UCCGCCCCGCCGCGUGAGGCGGGCGCGCGCCUGGACCGAGCGAGCCACCGCGCCGUGGCGACCGCGCCGCCGCGGGGGGCGAUGUUUGUGGCGCGCAGCAUCGCGGCGGAUCACCGCGACCUCAUCCACGAUGUCUCCUUCGACUUCCACGGCCGGCGCAUGGCGACCUGCUCCAGCGAUCAGAGCGUUAAAGUCUGGGAUAAAAGUGAAAAUGGGGAUUGGCAUUGCACUGCCAGCUGGAAGACGCAUAGUGGAUCUGUAUGGCGUGUGACAUGGGCCCAUCCUGAAUUUGGGCAGGUCCUGGCUUCCUGCUCUUUUGAUAGAACAGCAGCGGUGUGGGAAGAAAUAGUAGGAGAGUCAAAUGAUAAACUCCGAGGCCAGAGUCACUGGGUAAAGAGGACCACUCUAGUAGACAGUAGGACAUCCGUUACAGAUGUGAAGUUUGCUCCCAAGCAUAUGGGUCUUAUGUUAGCAACCUGUUCAGCAGAUGGAGUUGUAAGGAUUUAUGAAGCUCCAGAUGUGAUGAAUCUCAGUCAGUGGUCACUGCAGCAUGAAAUCUCAUGCAAGCUAAGCUGCAGUUGUAUUUCUUGGAAUCCUUCAAGCUCUCGAGCACAUUCUCCAAUGAUAGCUGUAGGAAGUGAUGACAACAGUCCAAAUAUAUUGGCUAAGGUUCAAAUUUAUGAAUAUAAUGAAAAUACCAGGAAAUACGCAAAAGCGGAAGCUCUGAUGACAGUCACAGAUCCUGUACAUGAUAUUGCAUUUGCUCCAAAUCUGGGAAGAUCCUUCCACAUCUUAGCUGUAGCAACCAAAGAUGUACGAAUUUUCACACUAAAACCUCUAAGGAAAGAAUUGACUUCAUCUGGAGGAUUAACAAAAUUUGAAAUUCAUAUUGUGGCACAGUUUGAUAAUCACAACUCCCAGGUGUGGCGAGUGAGCUGGAAUAUCACAGGCACAGUGCUUGCCUCCUCUGGUGAUGAUGGCUGUGUUAGGCUCUGGAAGGCUAAUUACAUGGACAACUGGAAGUGUACUGGUAUACUGAAAGGUAACGGGAGUCCGGUGAAUGGUAGUUCUCAGCAGGGAAUUUUUAAUGCCUCUCUAGGUUCAGCCAAUACAAGUCUACAGAAUUCACUAAAUGGAUCAUCUGCCAGCAGAAAGCAGAGCUGAUACCAAGCUAACUGGAGUAACUUUGGUGUUUUGCUGCUUGUUGCAUGCACACAGGAAUGGAAAACGAACUCCUUUUUCCCCUCCCCAACGCCGUUUGACCUCUCCCAAGACACCAGCAGCCUGCUAACUACUAAAUGCCAUUCAGAAAGCCUUUUUAAAACACGUUGUGUACGUUUUUUGUACUAGCCUGCACAGUUUGAUACUGUUGGAACUCCUGAUAGAAAAAUACUUGGAGAGGCUUCUUGUUUGGAAAAAAAAAAACCACAAACAAACAACCCAAGCCCUAAAACUUCCAUCAAAAGAUUAUUUUUUUUUGUAAGCUUGUCAAAUUGAAAGACUAGUUCAUGACUAAAAAUGAGAAUUUUUGUCCUUGAUUGGGAUGGGAGGAUGGAAGUGACCACUGAAAUAUUUUUCAUUUAAUUGUUUGGGUAACUAAUUUGUUUUGCAUUUCAUAGUGUUCAGCAUUUGAUUAAGAUUCCUGAACAUCACAAGUUUGUAACUCCUUUGUAAUAUAUGAAACUGUUAGUUUUAAAAGAAUAAGAAAACUGUGUUUUGACAAUUGUACAGAUGAUAGCUUUUAAGAGUUUGGUAUUGCUUCAUUUAUACCUUAGUCUGACUUCAAAGAAAUGUUUUGUAAGAACUAUUAUACUUUCUUCAUCCUAAGAGAAGUUGCUUUUUCUGAUAUGUACUUGUAUAUUCCUAUGGUAAUAAUUCCAUGGAGGACUAAAAUUCUCUAAGUAUAGUAUCCUAGAAAAUGCAAACACUUGAGCCAUACAAAGUUUUAAACCAAAAUGCAGCUUGUUGUGAAUUGCCCCAUAAUUUCCUUAGUUGUAUAGCUGUUCCUUUAUGUAAGUCCACAGAACUGUAAACAAGACAGAAAUAAUCUGUAGGUAUCUGAUAUAGUUAUACUAAAAUGUACAAGUAUUACGGGUAAGUUCUAAUGCAGAAAAAUGACAAAAAAUGGCAUAAUUCCGAGUCUUGCAUUCACCAGGAAUCUUAAAUUUACUCUGAGGAUAAAAUGUAAAUACAUAAAAAGACUGCAUUUCAUUGAAAGUAGUUAUUCUCUGUAAAAUGUAUAUUAUUAAAUUGAAAGUAUUGUAAAAACAACAAUGUUUUUACGUCUAUUCUAGAAGUGCUGUGAAGUUAAUCUGAAUUAGAUGCAUAUGCAGAAAAUGUACUUGGAUUAUAUUUAAUGUAUAUUUUGUCGCAAAUGAAGCGUUACUAAAAGCUGUGUUAACAAAUCACAGGAAUUCUGGGAGAAUGAAAGCCUGUUAAUAGCUGUGCUACAACAUCCUUUUCAUUUCCAAAGCAAUCUGUUCUUUUGUAAAAAUGUAUACUAGGAUUAUUAUUAUGGUAUUCUUUUCUAUGAACUUCAGUGGAAAAGACUGUGUUACUUUCCUUUAAAGAACAGUUUCCAGAUUUGUCUUGUUUUGAAUUACAAGCCCUGAUUUCUGCUAUUAUGUUCUAUUGGUUUUGGCAUGGAUAUACUAAAGCCUUUUUUUUUUUUUCCAGCAUGUCUUUUCUCCCCUUUGGUUCUCCUUGUAUUUACUACCUUUCUCUUUUUCUUUUUUUUAUUUUGGUUUUUUUUUGUUUUGUUUUAUUUUGAUUUGGUUUUUUUUUUUGUUUUGGUGUUUUGUUCCUUUCUUAAUUG
Chroicocephalus ridibundus (black-headed gull) is the source of this 2815-nucleotide messenger RNA. RefSeq names its product SEH1 like nucleoporin (gene SEH1L). Lineage: Eukaryota; Metazoa; Chordata; Aves; Charadriiformes; Laridae. Gene Ontology annotation, biological process: cellular response to amino acid starvation; positive regulation of TORC1 signaling. The transcript has 9 exons. Gene Ontology annotation, molecular function: protein binding; structural molecule activity. Gene Ontology annotation, cellular component: nuclear pore outer ring; Seh1-associated complex. The record is from RefSeq and is a predicted model, not a curated record. The coding region runs from base 82 to 1164 and encodes 360 amino acids.